Molecule: messenger RNA, 3330 nt
Organism: Oldenlandia corymbosa var. corymbosa
Lineage: Eukaryota; Viridiplantae; Streptophyta; Magnoliopsida; Gentianales; Rubiaceae
Source: the annotation of a GenBank genome assembly
AUGGAAGAGGAGGAUGCUGUUGAAGUGUUGCAACGAUUUAGGCGGGACAGGCGAGUGUUGUUAAAUUUCAUACUAUCUGGAAGCUUAGUUUCAAAGGUGGUAAUGCCUCCUGGGGCAGUUACUCUUGAUGAUGUGGAUCUCGACCAAGUCAGUGUUGAUUAUGUUCUUAAUUGUGCCAAGAAAGGAGGAGUUCUUGAACUCUCGGAAGCUAUUAGAGAUUACCAUGAUGGUACUUUGUUCCCCAGUAUGAAUAAAGCAGGUUCCACCGAUGAAUUCUUUUUGGUUACUGAUGCAAUGUCUUCAGGCUCACCUCCUCGUCGGGAACCUCCAAGUCUACCAAAUAUUCUACCGUCUCCAUUGAUGCCCAGUCUGUCAAAUUCAGAGACUCUGGAAUCUCCUGAAGCUGAUGAAUUGUCGGGUUUAUCAAAAUCCCAGCCUCUUAAUUCUGUACCAGCUGAAGAGUUAACUGUUGAUGAUAUUGAUGAAAUUGAUGAUGACGAUGAUUUGGGAGAAGCUGAUAGCCAGCGAUACUCUAGAAGGGUUUUGAAUGACGCUGCGGAUCUUGCACCGGGAUUGCCUUCGUUUGCUACUGGUAUUAUGGAUGAUGAUCUUCGUGAAACUGCAUAUGAAAUCCUCUUGGCUUCUGCUGGAGCCUCAGGGGGACUCAUUGUUCCAGUUAAAGAGAAGAAGAAAGAUAAAAGAUCCAGAAUUAUGAGGAAGCUGGGGCGUAGUAAGACUGAACAUGUUGCUCAAACAGCACACGGAUCUGGUCUAGUUGGUCUUCUGGAGACAAUGCGUGUUCAAAUGGAGAUUUCUGAGGCUAUGGACACUAGGACAAGAAUUGGCCUUCUUAAUGCAAUGGUUGGAAAAGUCGGGAAAAGAAUGGACACUCUUUUGAUUCCACUGGAAUUGCUAUCCUGUAUUUCUUGGACAGAGUUCUCCGACAAGAAGUCAUACAUUAAGUGGCAAAAACGACAAUUAAAUAUGUUGGAGGAGGGACUUGUUAACCGUCCUGCCGUAGGAUUUGGAGAAUCUGGGCGAAAAGCUAGUGAGUUAAGGGUGCUUUUGGCAAAGAUGGAAGAAUCUGAGUUGCUUCCACCCUCCACUGGGGAGAUUCAACGCACAGAGUGUUUGAGAUCUUUAAAAGAGAUUUCUAUUCCAUUAGCGGAGAGGCCUGCUCGUGGUGAUUUAACUGGUGAAGUGUGCCACUGGGCAGAUGGUUAUCACCUAAAUGUCAGAUUGUAUGAGAAACUGCUUCUAAGUGUGUUUGAUGUUCUAGAUGAGGGAAAACUAACAGAGGAAGUGGAAGAAAUCCUGGAGCUUUUGAGGUCUACUUGGAAAGUUCUCGGGAUUACAGAAACCAUCCAUUAUACUUGUUACGCAUGGUUGUUAUUUCGUCAGUUUGUUCUCACGGGUGAGCUAGGACUUCUAAAAGAUUCAAUUGAACAAUUAAAGAGAAUACCUCUGAAAGAACAACGAGGGCAGCAGGAAAGGCUGCACUUAAAAAGCUUGCUUAGCAGAGUUGAAAAUGCCAAUGGAUUGCAAGACAUGACCUUUUUGCAAUCUUUCUUAUUGCCCAUCCAGAAAUGGGCUGACAAGCAGCUGGGGGACUACCAUCUUCAUUAUCCUGAGGGCUCAGCAAUCAUGGAGAAUGUGUUAUUAGCGGCAAUGGUGGUUCGAAGGCUACUGUCAGAAGAGCCUGAAAUGCCAAUGAACUCUGAACCUGCCACAGAUAGUGAGCAGAUAGAGUUAUAUGUGUUGUCAUCGAUUAAGAGUGCAUAUGUGAGGCUAGUUAAGGAUAUCGAGAUGGUGUCUGAUGCCACACAUGAGCAUCCUUUGGCAUUGCUUGCACAACAGACAAAGAAACUUUUGAAAAAGGAGGCCUCUACCUACAUGCCAAUCUUGUCUCAAAGGCAUCCCAAUGCAGUCGCUGUUUCUGCCUCUCUUUUGCAUAAGUUAUAUGGAAUCAAACUGAAACCAUUUGUUGAAGGGGUUGAACAUCUUACUGAAGAUGUUGUAGCUGUAUUUCCUUCUGCUGAUAAUCUUGAGCAGUAUGUAAUGGAAGUCAUCAUGUCUUACUGCAGUGAAGAAACUGGAGAAACAUAUUGCAGAAGAUUGAACCGGUACAAGAUUGAAACUGUAUCUGGAACAUUAGUGCUGAGAUGGGUGAAUUCACAACUGGCAAGACUUUUAGAUUGGGUUGAGCGUGCUAUUGAACAGGAGAGCUGGGUUCCUGUGUCGCCUCAACAAAGGCAUGGAAGUUCAAUAAUUGAAGUAUACAGAAUUGUGGAGGAGACAGUUGAUCAGUUUUUUGCUUUUAAAGUCCCGAUGAGGUCAGGUGAACUCAGCAGCCUUGUCCGUGGCCUUGGCAAUGCAUUUCAAGUUUAUGCAAAGGAUAUUGUUAAUCAACUAGCCAAUAAGGAAGAGAUUGUUCCACCUUUGCCAAUCCUAACACGAUUUUCUAAGGAGGGUGGUCUCAAAUCUCUAGUGAAAAAGGAACUCAGAGAUCCAAGGCUGACAGAUAUGAGAAAGUCCCAGGAAAUUAAUGUUCUGGCUACACCAAUUUUGUGUGUUCAGUUAAAUACCCUUCAUUAUGCAGUAGGCCAACUAACUAGGCUGGAAGAUAACAUUUUUGAGAGAUGGACCAGGAAAAAGUCUCAAGAUAUGUCAAUGAGAGGACCUAAAGAAGGACAAGUCAAAAGUUCAAUACAAAAAGAAACAUUUGAUGGAGGAAGGAAAGAUUUAAAUGCUGCAAUUGACAAAAUCUGUGAAUUCACUGGAACUAAAAUUGUUUUUUGGGACCUGAGAGAACCUUUUAUUGAAAAUCUAUACAGGCCAAGUGUUUCUCAAUCUAGGUUGGAAAUGCUGAUUGAUCCACUGGAUUUGGUACUUAACCAACUUUGUGAUGUGAUUGUGGAACCACUCCGAGAUCGUGUUGUGACUGGACUUCUCCAAGCAUCACUGGAUGGCUUACUGCGCGUUAUUUUAGAUGGAGGUCCAUCACGUGUGUUCACUCUUUCAGAUGCUAAGUUAAUGGAAGAGGAUCUUGAUGUUUUGAAGGAAUUUUUCGUCUCCGGAGGAGAUGGACUUCCUCGUGGAGUUGUUGAAAAUCAAGUCGCAAGCGUCCGACAAGUCAUAAAGUUGCAUAGUUGUGAGACGAGGGAAUUGAUAGAAGACUUAAAAUCUGCAAGCGGAUUAGAAUUACAAGGUGGAAAGUCCAAAUUUGGUGCCGAUGCAAAGACAUUGCUGAGGGUUCUGUGUCAUCGGAGCGACUCAGAGGCCUCUCAAUUCCUCAAGAAACACUACAAAAUACCGAAGUCUGUUGCGUAG